Molecule: messenger RNA, 3997 nt
Organism: Rhodamnia argentea
Lineage: Eukaryota; Viridiplantae; Streptophyta; Magnoliopsida; Myrtales; Myrtaceae
Product: cellulose synthase-like protein D2
Exons: 4
Coding region: 344-3682 (1112 amino acids)
Biological process (GO): plant-type primary cell wall biogenesis; cellulose biosynthetic process
Cellular component (GO): trans-Golgi network; plasma membrane
Molecular function (GO): mannan synthase activity; cellulose synthase (UDP-forming) activity
Source: RefSeq, a predicted model, not a curated record
GUUUCGUUUGAGUUCGCUAGAAGCAGGGGGCUUCAGUUUUUUCAACUGUUGAGCGGGCUGAGGCGUUGAUGUAUGUUAGGUGAGUUUGAGUGACGUCAGUGCGAUAGGAGAGUAGUUGUUUGCUGGAGGUUGGACUUGGUCUGGUGACGGUGAUGCGUGACUGCCGAUCACUGACGUCUCGGGAAGGUUUUAGAGAGAGAGAGAGAGAGAUUUGAAAAUGUCUGGCACGCGCUUGAAGCGUUGAGUUUGAAGCCGUGAGAUCCUUGGUUAAUCAAAGGAGUUGGUGUCUUUAGGUUGCUCUGACCAUCGCACCCACGAUAGAACAGAAGAAUUCAUUGGCACAAUGGCUUCUGAUUCACGCUAUCCAAGAACACCGUCUUCAGUUCCCCAAGUUAGCCACUACAGGGAUGACCUAGACAGCGAAAGGUACAGCAGUGCGGAUUUUACUACCUACACGGUCCAAAUUCCCCCCACGCCAGAUAACCAACCCAUGGAGUUAUCCAAACUGCCCUCCUCCAAGGAGCGGGUCGAGGAUCAGUACACCUCGAGUUCGAUGUUCACCGGCGGUUACAACCUCGCUACGCACGCAAGUUUGAAGGGGAAGGUGAUCGAGUCCGAAACCAGCCACCCGCAGAUGACCGGCGUGAACGGAUCGGAAUGCGCGUUACCCGGGUGCGACGGUAGAGUAAUGAGUGACGAGAGAGGCAAUGAUGUGGUCCCUUGUGAAUGCGGCUUCAGAAUUUGCCGGGAUUGUUACAAGGAGGUGAUGAGGACCGGUGAUGGGAUUUGUCUGGGGUGUAAGGAGCCCUAUGAAGGGAAGAAUGCAGAGGAGUUGAAACUGGAUGGAUCGCAGGCGUUGUCGAAGAUGGAGAGGAGGUUGUCCAUGAUGAAGUCUGCUUCCUUCAACAGGAGUUCCACCAAUGAGUUUGAUCAGAACCAGUGGCUAUUUGAAACCAAGGGGAGUUAUGGGUAUGGAAAUGCUAUGUGGCCAAAGGAUGAUGGGGAUGGAAAUUCUAACGGGUUUGGCGACCCCGCCGAUCUUGAAGACAAGCAAUGGAGGCCGCUUACUCGCAAGUUAUCGGUAUCAGCUGCCAUUCUUAGUCCAUACAGGCUCCUGAUCCUUGCAAGAAUGGCCGUUCUUGGAUUAUUCUUGGCAUGGAGGGUCAGACACUCCAAUGAGGAUGCGAUCUGGUUAUGGGGUAUGUCAGUGGUUUGUGAAAUCUGGUUCGCAUUCUCUUGGCUACUUGACCAGCUUCCGAAGCUCUCUCCCAUCAAUCGCGUUACUGACCUAGAUGUUCUAAAGAGGAAAUUUGAAACACCUAAUCAGAACAACCCCACUGGGAAAUCUGAUCUUCCAGGCAUAGAUAUCUUUGUCUCUACUGCAGACCCAGAAAAAGAGCCUCCACUUGUGACUGCAAAUACCAUUCUAUCCAUUUUGGCAGCCGAUUAUCCGGUCGAGAAGCUUUCCUGCUAUGUUUCUGAUGAUGGGGGAGCACUACUAACAUUUGAAGCCAUGGCCGAAGCUGCUAGUUUUGCCAACUUGUGGGUACCAUUUUGCCGGAAGCAUGACAUAGAGCCAAGAAAUCCCGACUCCUAUUUUAAUCUGAAGAGAGAUCCAUACAAGAACAAAGUUCGGCCAGACUUUGUCAGAGACCGCCGGAGGAUUAAGCGAGAGUACGACGAGUUUAAAGUUCGAGUAAAUGGUCUUGCUGACUCUAUUCGGCGACGUUCGGAGGCUUUUAAUGCUCGAGAGGAGAUCAAGGCUUUGAAGAAACAGAGAGAGAAUGUUAUCGAUGAUGAGGUGGAAAAUGUGAAGAUCCCGAAAGCUACUUGGAUGGCUGAUGGAACCCAUUGGCCUGGCACUUGGACAGUUACUGCGCCUGAACACUCCCGAGGUGAUCAUGCUAGCAUUAUACAGGUGAUGUUGAAGCCUCCAAGUGAUGAACCGCUUAAAGGUACAGAAGCUGAUUCCAGGUUUAUGGAUCUAACUGAAGUAGACAUACGUCUACCACUGUUGGUGUAUGUUUCCCGUGAAAAGCGACCUGGUUAUGACCACAACAAGAAGGCUGGGGCCAUGAAUGCUCUCGUUCGAGCCUCGGCGAUAAUGUCCAAUGGCCCCUUCAUCCUUAACCUUGACUGUGACCACUACAUCUACAACUCUGAAGCACUGAGAGAAGGUAUGUGCUUCAUGAUGGAUCGCAGUGGGGACAGACUUAGCUAUGUUCAGUUUCCUCAGAGGUUUGAAGGCAUUGACCCAUCCGAUCGCUAUGCCAACCACAAUACAGUUUUCUUUGAUGUGAACAUGCUUGCUCUCGAUGGCAUUCAAGGCCCAGUCUAUGUAGGUACUGGAUGUCUAUUUCGCAGGAUUGCACUUUAUGGGUUCGACCCACCUCGGAUGAAAGAACGCAGUAAUUGUUGCAGCCACUUCUUUGCCCAUCGCAAGAAAGCCGCAUCUGUUGCUUCUGCCCCUGAAAUUUCCAAUGGGAACCAUUCUCUUCGAAUGGGGGACCCUGAAGAUGAAGAAAUGACCACUGCACUGAUUCCUAAGAAGUUCGGAAAUUCAUAUAUGCUCAUUGAUUCCAUACCUUUAGCUGAGUUCCAAGGCCGACCCCUUGCCGACCAUCCAUCUGUGAAAAAUGGACGGCCUCCUGGUGCUCUUACUAUGCCUCGACAGCUUCUUGAUGCAUCAACAGUUGCAGAGGCAAUAAGUGCCAUCUCAUGCUGGUAUGAAGAUAAAACCGAGUGGGGCGAACGAGUAGGGUGGAUUUACGGGUCCGUCACAGAGGAUGUUGUGACAGGGUAUAGGAUGCACAAUAGAGGAUGGAGAUCUAUAUACUGCGUGACCAAGAGAGAUGCUUUUCGUGGGACCGCGCCCAUCAAUCUCACCGAUCGGCUCCAUCAAGUCCUGCGGUGGGCAACAGGCUCGGUGGAGAUAUUCUUCUCUCGCAACAAUGCCAUAAUGGCCAGCGGCAGGAUGAAGUUCCUUCAGAGGAUUGCUUACCUCAAUGUGGGAAUCUACCCUUUCACUUCCAUCUUUCUCAUCGUCUACUGCUUUCUCCCGGCGCUCUCUCUAUUCUCUGGGAAGUUCAUUGUGCAAUCGCUCAAUGUGACCUUCCUUACUUACCUGCUUGCAAUCACCGUGACCCUCUGCCUUCUUGCAAUACUUGAGAUAAAAUGGUCCGGUGUCACGCUGGAAGAAUGGUGGAGAAACGAGCAAUUCUGGUUGAUCGGUGGCACAAGCGCGCAUCUUGCUGCUGUGAUGCAGGGGCUACUGAAGGUGAUUGCAGGGAUAGAGAUUUCGUUCACCCUGACGUCAAAAUCGUCUGGCGACGACGAUGAUGACGAGUAUGCGGACCUCUACAUCUUCAAAUGGACGGCUCUGAUGAUACCGCCGAUUACAAUCAUAUUCACCAAUCUGAUUGCGAUCGCCGUGGCCUUUUCCCGAACCAUCUAUAGCACCAACCCAAAGUGGAGCGAACUAAUAGGCGGCGUGUUCUUCAGCGUCUGGGUCUUAACCCACUUAUAUCCUUUCGCGAAAGGACUUAUGGGAAGGCGAGGAAAAACGCCGACUAUAGUGUACGUCUGGUCGGGUCUUCUAGCGAUUACCAUCUCUCUCCUUUGGGUGGCUAUCGAUCCUCCAUCGAACAACUCUGAAAUCGGGGGAUCAUUUCAGUUCCCAUAGCAUCACCGCUCGCGAAGCUUCGGCCAAUAAAACUGACGGUGCAAGCAGGACGACCCAAACCGAAGAUACAAGACGGCACAACUUGGCAUGUAAACAUCAUUGUUUCUUCUUCAGAUGUAGAGCGGUUUAUAGUUUUCCUCGUUUGACUUCUAGCAUUCAUUCUUGCAUUCUUUCAUUACAAAGCUAUAUGGACUCCACAGCGUCUUCAGAUUACCAAAAUAGGCCUCUGUUUUUUCGUGCACAGGCUGGUAUACCAGUGAUACAUACUUCAGCUUCUUGUACAUCGAUUUAGAAAGAAUAACUGAGAUCUUUCUU